GCUUCAAGCCGCUGACUGCUGCUGCUGGCACCAUUCGGAGUUUGUGUGCCCGCAUGUUCGGAUCGUCGCACGUUUAACGGGAGUUGUUUACAAUUCUUACGCGUCCGUCGCGCGUGGUUUGCAAUCGUUCGUUAACGAAACGUCACGUCGCCGGUCGAAUUAAGUGACUAGUUCUGUUUCGGUAGACAGCGGUGGGUUUGCUACCGUCAUAGCAUAGAAUCGUUGCAUAAGUGCAUUGAGGUUACCUUCGCGUUGAAGUUCCGUUAAUUCAACAUCGCAAUGACAAUCUACGGCAAAUUGGUGCAAAUAAUUAUCAUCUCGUUUUAAGAGGAAGAAGAAAUUGUUGUGGUUCUGCAACAAGAGGUGAACCGCUCGAUCAUUGGCGUGCGAACAGCUGUUUCCUGAGUUCAACAGCAGCGCAGCGGUGCGGCGCCUGACUGCGGUUGAGGUGCAUUAUGCGAGCUGCCGUCGAGAGGUGGUGAUUCGAGCAUUGAUAGGAAGUAUUUGUAAUUAUCACGAACAGCACUACUCAUCAUUAUCAUCAUGUCAAACGAAUCGAUUCUCCACAAACGGAACGUUUUGAUCACCAAUGGAAGCUCCGCCCUUUCGCAGGCAUUGUGCGAACAGCUGAUCGAGAUUCACAAAUGUCGCGUGGCUUUGGUUAGCUCCGGCGAGGAACGAACGGAAUCAGCUCGUCACCAGUUCUACUGUGACGUCUCCAGUAGGAAGGAGGUCACCGAACUGGCCACGAAGCUUAAAACGCAGUUUGGCUCCUCGAUUGAGCUGGUGAUUCAUCAAGAAUGUGGCAAUGACUUUGGAAUAACCGCAGAACAGAUGGAUCGAUUCGUCAGUCAGACAUCGAACGAUAUAUUAGGAUAUGUUAACCUCCUCACUUGUUUUGUUCCCGACAUGCUACAACAUGGUUCAGGCCGUAUUGUUUCUGUAAAGAACACACCCAGCAAGGUUCACGCUGCCAUAGACUGUCAACCGGAUUAUGAUGAUCUCGUAGAAAGUAUUUUCCGCGCCCAAGCGGCAACGGUUCCCAGUCACAUCAUGCGGGGACCAGAAAACAUCCGGUUGACGACCAUUUUCACCAAUCAGCCGCCUCAACAGCAAGCGGCAAAGCCAGGGCCGAACCUUAACUUGACUGACAGAGAGCUCGCACUGCGCAUUCUCAGGGGUAUCGAAUCGAAUCAGGCACACGUUCAGGUCCACGCCCGGCGCAAUUUGUUCGAGUUCUGCUCGACCAACAUCGUUCAGCUGGCCGCGUUCGGGUUAGACAAACUGCAGCUCAGAAAGUCCCAAAAAAUUCCAAUCAAAGUACAAUAAAGACGCGAUUAGCAUACGAAGGCA
Molecule: messenger RNA, 1353 nt
Organism: Aedes albopictus (Asian tiger mosquito)
Lineage: Eukaryota; Metazoa; Arthropoda; Insecta; Diptera; Culicidae
Exons: 4
Coding region: 544-1329 (261 amino acids)
Source: RefSeq, a predicted model, not a curated record